AAUGGGGAGAGAUUAUGAUUCAGGUCUUGAGGAUCACAGAGAACUACAGUAUGAGAACAUUCACAGUCUGGGCGUGAUAGAACAAUCAUGCCCUCUACUGGCCAGACCUGAUAUCUGGUGAUUGAGUUCACCAAAGAACCAGGAAGUCACAGAUGGAAAUCAAGCCACUCCUUCUCUGAACAAAUAGUUCCAGGAAAACAAAACUAAAAUCUAGUUCAUUUGCCCUGUUUGCAUGUGUGUGAAAAAUGGCAGAGGCAUUGGACUCAAUCAUUUGUUCAAUCUGUUUAUAUCUACUGAAGGAUCCAGUUACUAUUCCCUGUGGACACAGUUACUGUAUGAGCUGUAUUAAAGCCUGUUUGGAUCAAGAAGAUAUCAAGGGAAUCUACAGCUGCCCCCAGUGCAGACAGACCUUCAUACCAAGACCUGUUCUAAACAGGAACACCAUCCUGGCUGAAUUGGUGGAGAAUCUGAAGAAGACAAGACUCCAAGCUUCUCCUCCUGAUCAUUAUUAUGCUGGACCCGGAGAUGUGGAGUGUGAUUCCUGCACUGGGAGAAAACGCAAAGCUGUCAAGUCCUGUCUGGUGUGUCUGGCCUCUUACUGUGAGACUCACCUUGAGCCUCACUAUGAAUCUCCUUCCUUUAAAAAGCACAAGUUGGUCCAAGCCUCCAAACAACUGCAGGAGAAGAUCUGUUCUCAUCAUGACAAACUACUGGAGGUGUACUGUCGUACUGAUCAGCAGUGUAUCUGUUAUCAAUGUACAAUGGAAGAACAUAAAGGUCAUAAUACAGUCACAGCUUCAUUAGAAAGGACUGAGAAACAGAAACAAUAUCGGGAGAAAUGUCUGAAAUCCCUGAGAAAGAUCCAGGAAAGAGAGAAGAAGAUUCAGGAGCUGAGACAGGCUAUGGACUCUCUCAAACACUCUGCACAGGCAGCAGUGGAGGACAGUGAGAGGAUCUUUACUGAGCUGAUCUGCUACAUUGAGAAAAGACGCUCUGAGUUGAAGGAGCUGAUCAGAGCUCAGGAGAAGGCUGAAGUGAGUCGGGCUGAAGGACUCUUGGAACAACUGAAGCAGGAGGUCUCUGAGCUGAGGAUGAGAGAUGUUGUGUUGAAGCAGCUCUCACAGACUGAGGAUCACAUACAUUUUCUCCAGAGUUUCCAGUCUCUCUGUGUCUCAUCUGGAUCUGAGGUCUUACCCAGCAUCACUGUCAAUCCACACAUGUUCUUUGAGAAUGUAAAGAAAUUAGUGUCUGAACUGACAGAUCAACUACAAGAUUUAUGCAAGAAGGAAAUGGACAAGAUAUCUGGGAAAGACUCCUGCCAGCUGACAUUGGACCCCAAUACAGCAUAUCAGUUCCUGUGUCUGUCUGAGGGGAACAAAAAGGUGACAUGGAGUGAUGAGGUCACUUCCUAUCAUGUCCAUCCAGACAGAUUUACUUCCUGCAAACAGGUGUUGAGUAGAGAGGGUCUGUCUGAAACCUUUUACUGGGAGGUAGAGUGGAGUGGGAACAGUGUUGGUGUAGCUGUCUCAUAUAAAGGGAUUAGCAGGAAAGGAAGUGGCAAUAAGUGUUGGUUUGGUGGUAAUAAUCAGUCUUGGAUGUUAUACUGUUCUAAAUAUAGAUGUUGUUUCUACCACAAUAAUAACAGGACUGAUAUCCCUGUUCCCUGCUCCUCCAGAGUAGGAGUGUAUCUGGACCACAGGGCAGGGACUCUGUUCUUCUACAGUGUCUCUGAAACAAUGACCCUCCUCCACAGAGUCCAAACCACAUUCACUAAGCCACUCUAUCCUGGGUUCUAUGUUUAUAGUGGAACAUCUGUAAAGAUACUGACACCUAUUAAGUGACAUCUAUCAGUCUGCCUGUAUGAAUGUUUUGAUAGCUUUACAAGGAGGCCUUGUUGACAUGAUUUAUUGACUGUGGUUAUAGAGUGAUUUGAGAUGACCGAUAUCAUAAAAUAUAGCAUGAUAUAGUUGUCAAUUUGCCAUGUCAUGAGGUGUCAAUCAAACCAAUUGGAACAGAUUGUGCAUAAAUUAAUAUGAACACUCAAUGAGACAUUCUUACACUAAAAUGGUGGAGAGAGUUGACUGACAGGUGAAUGGGACCAGUCAUCAUUGUCAUUUUAAACACUGCAUGCAUUGAUUUUUAAAUAAAAGGCCCAUUGUCUGCCUAUGUUUCUGUAUUUGUCUUAAACUGGGACCUAAUUUGGUCCAUGUGUGUGUCCUCUCUUGUAAUUCAUCAAUGUCUGCUGUUUGGGGAAAUUAUUACUUGCAUUUCUUAUUGAAUUUGCAGCACGAAAGCACGAG
This is a messenger RNA of Esox lucius (northern pike), 2300 nucleotides long. RefSeq names its product E3 ubiquitin/ISG15 ligase TRIM25-like. Lineage: Eukaryota; Metazoa; Chordata; Actinopteri; Esociformes; Esocidae. The record is from RefSeq and is a predicted model, not a curated record. The transcript has 5 exons. Gene Ontology annotation, molecular function: protein binding; zinc ion binding. The coding region runs from base 246 to 1841 and encodes 531 amino acids.